Molecule: messenger RNA, 624 nt
Organism: Penicillium griseofulvum
Lineage: Eukaryota; Fungi; Ascomycota; Eurotiomycetes; Eurotiales; Aspergillaceae
Product: GrpB family protein
Exons: 1
Coding region: 1-624 (207 amino acids)
Source: RefSeq, a predicted model, not a curated record
AUGCCUGUCACAGUUGCGCAGAUUCUCGCGCCUUAUGUGUACAAACCGGAGCAGGUGCAGCAUGUAGCCUUACGAACGGUACAACCUCCUAUCACCAUAAUUGAGCCCAAGCUAGAAUGGCCGCAACGGUUCGAAGAAGUCAAAGAGCGGAUUCAAAAAUCACUUGGGACCUUGGUCUUAGACAUCGCUCAUUCCGGUUCCACCAGCGUUCCUGGCCUACCAGCCAAAGACAUCAUUGAUGUUGAUCUCACCCUAAAAGAUGCCACGGAUGAAGCAUCCUAUGUGAAGCCUCUAGAAGAGGCUGGUUUUCGGUUCCUCAUACGCGAGCCGGAAUGGCAUCAGCACCGGUUCUUUGUGGAAAAUUGGCCAAAAGCUUACCACGUCAAUCUCCAUGUGUGGGGUCCCGACUCGCCUGAGGUUAUCCGACACCGUAUCUUUCGUGACUGGCUACUUAAAACGCCAGCGGAUCUAGAGCUCUAUGCCAAAAUCAAACGCGAAGCGGCUCAACAGACGGCUGUAGCCGGAGAUUCGAUGGUGGACUAUAACCAACGGAAGGAUAAGACGAUCCAUGAGAUUUUAGAAAGAGCAUUCCGUGAUUUGGGGUAUAUUGAAUCAGGCAUUUGA